Messenger RNA from Plasmodium coatneyi, 6345 nucleotides. RefSeq lists its product as uncharacterized. The record is from RefSeq and is a predicted model, not a curated record. Gene Ontology annotation, molecular function: ribosome binding; mRNA binding; tRNA binding. Lineage: Eukaryota; Apicomplexa; Aconoidasida; Haemosporida; Plasmodiidae. Gene Ontology annotation, biological process: translational initiation. Gene Ontology annotation, cellular component: cytosolic small ribosomal subunit. The transcript has 2 exons. Bases 1 to 6345 code for a protein of 2114 amino acids.
AUGAACGAGCUACUGAUCAGAUCGAAGAGCGGCAUUAAGCUGUACACCUUCGAGCGGAACCAGAAUAACGAAUACACAGGAAAAGUGACCUUCGAGUAUGACGGGUGCAUACACGACGCCAUCUGGUCGUGCGAUGGGAACUCCUUCCUCAUCCUGCACUCCGUGGAGGGCUUACUUCUCAUAUCCAACUAUACCGACAGAGCAAACAUAAAGGUGAAUAAAAUAACCUGCCAGAGCAGAUACAAGGAACUCUUCACCGACGACAAUAUCAAGCUAAUUAAACAUGUGCAGUGGUCACCAAGCAAUAAAUUUGUUGUUUUCUUUUUCCCCUUUGAGGAGAAAAAUUUUGUCUCCAUAGGAAAUCUACUCCUGUUUAGUGUACAACAUACCAAAGUGUUGUGCUCCUUUAAGAUUAGGAAAAAGAUUUGUAGCAACUGGCCUAUUAUCCACUUCACCACGGAGGACAGGUACUUUUUUCUCGAGAAAAAGUCCAACCUUUAUGUGUAUGAUACGGUUCAGUUGUUCCAAACGAAUGCAGAGGUGCUGCACAAUCUGUCACAUACAGAUAUCCCAACGAAUUACCUCUUCACGUGGCACCAUCCAAACGUCAUAGCUAUGUAUGUGUCCCCCUAUGUUGGAGAAGACGACGCUAGGUUUUUCAUUGUUCACACGAAGAAUAAUUUUCUGGGUGAUGUUUAUGUGUAUAAGAUAGAGGGUCUGUCCUCCUCGAUGAGCGACGCCUGCGGGGGAACAUCACUCGGUUCACCAAUCGGUAAUACCACGACGAAGCUAAACGAAUGGGAAAGCGGCCCCCUCAGAAGGAACGUCUCCCUGGAGCUUCUAAUCCAAAAAAGUUUUGACAAUCUAGACAACCUUCACUGCAUGUGGUCCCUCAGUGGCAAGCAUGUUAUCCUCAUGGUAUACACCAACGACACGACGAACAAGUCCUACGGCUACGUCAGCAACUGUUACUACUUUUCCCUCAGUGCAAGACAUAUGGGUAUGCGAAAGAUUAACGAAAACGUGGCACAGGAUGUUAAAUGGAACCGAACAACAGAUGACUUCCUCCUCAUUGAAGGCAAAUCAGAUAAUUCUAUUUUUCUGUAUGACCAUAAUUUAAAUGUCAAGCAGAAAAUAUCGUCCCAAUAUAAGAACACCAUUAAGUGGUGCCCCUUUGGGAACAUGAUUGCUCUAGGGGGGUUCGGCAACUUAGCAGGGGACAUCUGUUUUUACUUUAAAGAGAAGGACGAUUCGGUUGUUCUGAUAAAACAAUACAGAGAACCAUGUACCGUUCUCUGUGAUUGGUCUGCAGAUGGUACUCUCUUCAUGACGGCUUCCACCUACCCCAGGAUGAAGGUAGAAAAUACUUUUAAGAUAUACACUUACGAGGGGAAGCUUGUCAACAGCUACAACUUCAAUGAGCUUUAUGAUGUCCAGUGGAAGAAGACCCCCCCUGGGAUGCUCCCAGAACCACCAAAACCGCAGGCCAACCUGAAGGACAACAAGCGCAGCGUCUACAAGAUUAAGUAUAUGAAUGUGGAUGCUGCUCUGGGGAGUGGCACCGGUAGCGGCAUCGGCAUCGGUAGCGGCAUGGGUAGUACCCCCGGAAGUGGUCUGCUGAGUGGACUAGUUAGCCCUCCCGUAGGCGUUCCCAUUAGCGUCAACAACUUCAGCAACGGAAACGCCUCUGACGUUGUGGAUGAUGCUACCUUUAAGAAAACCAAGGGGGGAGGCGAACAAGGUGAGAAGGACAGGGCAAAAAUGGGCAAGGCUACUGUGGCUCCCCCUGUUCCUUCCCCCAACAGUGCACAAGCAGCGACCGCUACGCUGGGGAGGAAGAAGAAGACGGAGAAGGGGGGGAAUGCUUACGAUUGGGAUGUGGACUGGAGAAAUAAAACCGCCUCCGGUACGGCAGUGACAGGUUCAGCAACAGCAAGUUUGGUGGUCCCCCCCACCGGCGUGAACAGCGUCAGUAACAUUGGCAGUAUGGGAAGCAUCGGCAGCCUCGGCAACGUCAGCCUUGGCAGCGUCAGUGUAGGUAAACCCCCAGAAGAGAAGCACGACCAGGCAGUUACCCCCUACAUGGAAAGGAAGUACAUCGAUGCGUACACCGUCAAUGGUAGUACUGAUGACCUACUCAGGAGAGACAACGUUUUUGGUAGCAUGGUGGAUGGACGAAAGGAGGACUACCCCCCACAGGGUAUUCCUUACACAGAUAGCGCCAACGGUGUAAACGCUCCAGCGACAGACGAUAAAAAGAAACAGAAGAAGAAAAAAAAGGAAAAGGAAAAAGAACAAGGCAAAAUCGAUGUGCACCAAAGUGGCGGCAUCGCAAAGCAGGUAGCGGCCAACAGUUGGGCCAGUCCCUACCCAAGUCACAGCGUCCAAGAUGGGACUAGCUUACUUUACUACAUGGGCAGAAGUAACGUGCAGGUGGGCAUGCCCCCUGGUGGAUUUCCCCCAAAUAGCUUUGCUCCUAAUGGUGGCCCCCCUGGAGAGUGGAACAGGCCAGAAGUGCAGACCAACAAAGGAGUACCAAUGGAGGUCACACAGGAGAAGCAGGCGCCGGAGGUUAUCCCUAACGAUGGGAAUGACCCAGAUCAGGAUAAGAAGAAAAAAAAGGAAAAGGUAAAUAAAAAAAAGAAAAGUGAAACCUCCAGUGGAGGCAAUGAGAAUGGCAUCAUUGGGGAGGACAAGGUGGUUACGCAAAACGUGGCAACUACAGCGGCCACAUCUACGACGAUGAUGCAGGCAACGGCGCCACCCCAAAGUAGUAACAAAAUCACGAGCUUCCUGUCAAGAAUAAUGAAAUACAAGACUGACGUGUCUGGCAGGCAGGAUCGUGUCACGGAUGAGCGUAGUGAAGGCAACCUACGUGACGUACCAGUGGCCCCAACCGGGACGAGUGCACACAAUUCUGUUAACACACAUGGUGCAUCACGUAACAGUAAUGGUCACCCCAUCGUAGGGGUAGGUCAUGAUAAGGAAGGAAGUAACACGCAACCUGAGCUGAACAACAACACGCUUCUUAGCGAAAUGUAUGGCCUCCCCAAAAGUGGCGCAAAUAAAAAUAACACAGCGUCCCCCCUAUUGCAGCAGCCCCAUUUUAAUGCACUACCAAACGGAGUACCCAUGCAAAGUGGUAGUAACUCCUCCCUGUUUAACCACCUUCCGGGGGUAAAGCAGAGGAUUCAGGGAAGCAACCACCAUCCUGAACGAACAGACGGACCGUCAACAAGUAGCAACAUGCUAAAUGGAGGAAUGUACUUGCAUGCCUUCCAACAACAGAGUUACAGUGAGGUUACUAAAGGGAGUGCAAACCAAAACAACCACCUGCACAUGACGAACCAUGAAGGAAAAGCGUUUUACUCUUCUGCAUUCCCCGAGAAAGGAAGCAGCGAAGGACCUAUCACCGAUGCGUCCUCCAAGGAAGUGAACCCUACUAAUGGGAAUGAACAAAGUAGAGGUACCCUUCGUGAUGGUCCUGAGAGUAAGAAGUCAAAUGAGGAUUUGCUAAGGUUGUUUAAGAGGGUGUUACCUCACGCCACCGUUAAUAUUGUCCCAAAGAAUCAACACACCAGUAAUGGUAAUAAUAGUAGUAAUGGUAAUAGUAGUGGUAAUGGUCGUGGGGACCCCGUGUUGAAUGCCUCCAUUGGGCAUACCGUUAGCAGCGCACAGAAUGUGGACUCGUCUGUGGCAGCUCCACGGAGGAACCUCAUGGAAGAAAUGCGAAAAGAGUAUCCAAACGGAAUGACCUUCAAGAGGGAACAUAUAGACAUGGCAAUGACCCCAUCGAGUGAACAUAUAGGAGGAGACGAAGCAAGUAGUGCCAACUACGAACGUAGCAGUAGUAACAGUAACAGCAAUAGUAACGGUAACAGUAACAGUAGUAGUGCUUACGCCCAGCGUGGGAAGGAAAUGCAGAAGAAAGAUUUGGCCACGGACAUGAUCAUGAGGAUGAAGCAGAAGGAAGAGCAACAGAGUGACAACAACAGGAUGACGAUGGGAUCACCCACUGGAAGUGAAAACUCCAUUCCAGCCAAUAUAAAGUCCCACCUUUCCAGUUUGGACCUCUGUGAAUUGCUAAAGUGUUACCACUCUCUUAACGUUCAGCUGAUUCAGUUAAAGUUGUAUUGGAUCAUCCAUAAGGUUCAGGCGUAUGACUCGACCAGCAGUGGAGGUACCAACGCCACGGAACUGAUCGCGAAGGAGAAAAAAAUCAUAGCCAAAGUGAAGGAAAUGAAAGUCCUCCUAGAUUAUGCGAACGAUUUGGUAAAGGAGACUUUUCAGAAAAACAGAAAAAAAUACGAAAGUCUGAUUCAGCAGUUUACCGUUAUUCUAAAACAGCAUGACAACCUGUACCAACAGAAGAAGGAGAAAAUCAUGCGGGACCACUCGGACAAGGAACCCAUUGUGCACUUCAUUUGCAACAUCGAAAGGAUUUUGCAGAGGUAUGUCACAACGAAUGGGGAGGAGCAACCAGCGUCUCCUUCUCCUUCCAUUAGGGGUUCACAUCAGCACACCGGUGUGGUCAAUGGCAGGGGGGAAGAAGCCCAACCGUCCACAGUGCCUAACAACAACGCAGGGGAGUACACAAGUGGCUUCACGAAUAAUUAUGCGGGAGUAUACCCGACCAGUUAUUCGAACGUUAGGAAGACCGUACCCCCCGUGGAACUGCAACAGAAGUACCUCAUGCAAAAAAUGAGUGAUCACGGCAAACGGACCGAUGGAAACUACGACGAACAGAAUCUAAACCGGAACAAAAUAAGUCUCUCUGAGUUUCAGAGAAAUUAUGUUACAAAAACAAUUGGGGGGAAUAAAGAUGAGGAGAUCAAAAAUUUGUUAAAGCGUAGUGGCGCGAAUAAUGAACCCGGAGCAGCUUCUUCGCUUCAGAUGACCUAUGCGGAAGAGCAGGAGGACAAGAAGAACAACCCACUAGGAAGAGGAGGCGGGUACGCUCCCACCACCAGGGGGAGCAUCUACAGUAGAGACGCCGAAAGUGUGGAAAAUUUCCUCCUCGAUGGUCACAACAGCAACGGUUCCUGCCCCUCCCCCCUGCUCAACAGAAUCAACAAAUCGCUACUGAACAAACCGGGGAAGGAGGACGGGGCGCAGGAACACGAUAGCGUCAAGGGCAUGUCAGGCAAGUACAGUCUGUUAGAACUUUUGAGGAAGAAAAAGCAAAUGGAGCUGCAGGGUGGUAUGCAAAGCGGAAUGCAUAGUGGACUGCAGAGUGGCCUACUGAGCAACCUGCGGGCCGCUGCCCAACGGAGGGAAGACCACAUGGACGCCAGCUCCAUCUCCAUGCUGCGUAAAGCCAACCAGGGCGCCCAGGGGGCCAAGUACCCCCCCCAAGAGGAGGACAUAACUAACAGGAUAAAGAGCAUGAUGCAUGUGGGCGCCAAGGAGGAUAAUCAAUCGCAUCAAUCACAUCAAUCACAUCAGUCACAUCAAUCACAUCAAGCGCCACAGCAGCAGAUGAGCCCACCCCCGCCAGACCACAUAAAUUACUAUUACCAAAACGCCCAAGCGGACAAAACCACGUUCGGAAGUCAAGCGAAAAACGAGUCGAACGCGCUAAACCAUUCCGGUAGAGUAAAAACACCAGUCGAUAUGAUAUCCACCCCGAUGAGCGAGACAAGGAAGCAGGACGCGCAUGCAAACAAACAACACCAACAGUACGCUUCGGCGAAGGAGUACAUGCACUUUAGUGACUACAACUCUUUUGUGAAGAGCGCCAAUAUGUACCCUAGCGGGGUAAUGAUCAACUCGAAGGAGGACCUCUCCCCGGAAGGAAGCGACCAGAAGAACGGGGGAGCCACAACGGGGGUAGCAGUUGGUACCGUUGGAGCAGGUGGACCAGUAGGAGGCGCCUUGAAUGACCAGAGAAUAGCUGCAAGUGGAGAGAUGCACCCCAACGCAUCACAUCCGCCACAUGUCCUCCCCCCCGCUCAAACCAUGCAACAACCUGCCCAACCGGCCCAAAUGGUGUGCAAGAUUCCCAGCAUCUACAAAACGAGUAGCACCAGUAAAAGUAUGAACAGUUCAGGUGAAAAGAAGAACGGAACGUACAGCCUUCCCGAGAUGGAAGAAGUGAAACGUCCAGAUGCCUUGCGAGAUAAGUGUUGGCAGUACGUGGACCCCAAGGGAGUAGUGCAGGGACCGUUUUUCCUCGACGAGAUGCGCAUUUGGAGCGAAAUGGGAUACUUCGAGCCGAUGCUGCCCGUCCGCUGCUGCGAUUCCGAUCGCUUUGUUGCCCUGAACAAACUGUUCCCCCCGCCACAUAAACCCUUCACCAUUAUUCCGAAACCGCAGCCGAUAUUGCAGUGGGACGAGGAGUCAUGA